CUCUGGGGCAGCGUCCGUGCAGCCAUCAGUUGCUCUCCGGACCACUGCAGACAUGACCACCUUUGAUGACGUUCUGGAGGAGGCAGGGAAGUUUGGGAGAUGUCAGAAGCGGAUCUUCCUGCUGAUGAGCCUGGUGUCCAUGCCCUGGGCUGGGGUGUACGUGGGCAUCGUGUUCCAAGGCUUCACCCCGGAGCACUGGUGCCGGGACGCAGGAGCAGCGCAGCUGAGGGAGAGUUGUGGUUGGGGUCUCCAGGACACCCGCCGGUACACCGCGCCCCUGGUCAACACCUCGGCCGGCAUGGUCCACAGCCAGUGCAAACGGUACGAUGUGGACUGGAACGCCACUAGCCUAACUUGUGAGGAACCCCUGGCCAACUUCACGGCAGGCACACCCAUGACUGCCUGCAAGGAUGGCUGGGAGUAUGACUACGAGGGAAGGGUGUCAUUUGCGACUGAGUUUGACCUGGUCUGUUCGGACGCUUGGCUGGUGGACAUGUAUCAAGCUACCAUCAACAUUGGCUUCCUGGUGGGCAGCAUUGCCAUCGGAUACCUGGCUGACAGAUUUGGUCGAAAAAUGAGCUUCUUGAUGUCCAACCUUUGGAACGGAGUAGCGGGAAUUCUCGUGGCCAUUUCUCCAAGCUACAACAUGCUGCUUGUUUUUAGGACAUUGUAUGGCUUUGGAGUCAAGGGAGGCUGGAUUGCUGGCUAUGUUCUGAUCACAGAGAUUGUGGGCGUUGAGUACAGACGCACAGUUGGAGUCCUCUACCAGAUGUUCUUCAGCGUUGGCAUCCUCGUCCUGCCCCUGAUCGGCUACUUUGUUACUAACUGGCGUUGGUUUAACGUGGCAAUAACUUUACCCUACUUAUGUUUCCUGGUCUACUAUUGGUUCAUACCAGAGUCUCCAAGAUGGCUCCUCUCCCAGAACAAAUCAGCCAAAGCAGUGGAAAUUACGGAGGCAAUAGCCAAAGAGAAUGGGAAAACACUCUCCAAGAUCAUUGAGACUCUCAAAGAAGACGUUGUAGAGUCCUCGACAGCCUCGUUCCUCGAUUUGGUCAGAACACCGAAAAUGAGAAAGCACACAUUCAUCCUCAUGUUCAACUGGUUCACCAGCGCUGUGGUCUACCAGGGCCUCAUCAUGCGACUUGGAAUUCUGGGAGGUAACGUCUACAUCGACUUCCUCAUCUCUGGAUUAGUGGAGUUUCCCGCUGCCUUCCUCAUCCUCUUCACCAUCGAGCGAGUUGGGCGCCGAAUCCCUUUUGCCUCAGCCAACAUCGUGUCCGGGCUAGCUUGCUUGAUCACCGCUUUUAUACCAGAGAGUAUGUUCUGGUUUAAAACAGCAGUGGCGUGCGUGGGUCGCCUGGGUAUUACCAUGGCCUUUGAAAUGGUGGUGUUUGUGAACACUGAGUUAUACCCAACGUUUGUACGAAACCUAGGUGUGUCUGUGUGCUCCACGCUGUGCGACAUUGGAGGCAUCGUUGCGCCUUUCCUCCUCUACAGACUGGCCGUCAUCUGGCUGGAGCUGCCGCUCAUUAUUUUUGGUGUGAUUGCACUUAUUGCUGGGGGAUUAGUCCUAUUGUUGCCAGAGACCAAGGGAGUACCACUGCCUGAGACAAUCGAUGAUAUUGAAUUCCCUGACAGGAACAAAGAAAGCCCCCUGAAAAAUCAACAGCUGAUGAAUCUGUUGCCCUCAGAUGUGACAACCAAUAAGGACGCCACAACUGUGUGAUUUAGUAAUUAUAUUCCACUAGUAAUCGAGAGCAAAACUUGCUUUUAUAAAAUAUACUGUAUAAUAUCUUUUAUAUAUAUAUUAUUGUAAAAUUUUAUAUAAUAGGACCUAAACUGAAGUUUUACUAUCUGUUAUUAUUAUUCGUAGUAGUAGUAGUAGUAGUAGUAGUAAUAGUUUUUCAGCCUGUGACCAAAAUGAAGGAACACUUCAUAUUUAAAAUACUUUUCUCUAUUUAUUUUUUCAUGUGUUUCAAGAGUUUUUUGUUUCAAGGACAAGAUUUUAAACUUUGUAAUAAUUUAUACUGUUCAUACUUAUUGUAUUUGUAAAUGAAAGAAUAAUAAUGAACUAUAAAGAUGGUAUGUGAGUGAAUGGUGUGUCUGCCCUGUGAUUGAGUGGCCCAUCCAAGGUGUAUUCCUGCCCAAUGCAUGCUUCAGCACCCCCCAGCACCCUGACCAGGAAUAAGUGGGUUGGAUAAUGGAUGGAUGGAUAUAAACAUGGUAUAGGAUAAUUAUGUAAGCUGUCUUUCAUAUAUAAAGCCUGAAGCUGGAAAAAUAAAUAUCCCACACCCUCAA
This is a messenger RNA of Conger conger (European conger), 2298 nucleotides long. It is a transcript of the gene slc22a2, whose product is annotated as solute carrier family 22 member 2. The record is from RefSeq and is a predicted model, not a curated record. NCBI's taxonomy places the organism in Eukaryota, Metazoa, Chordata, Actinopteri, Anguilliformes, Congridae. Gene Ontology annotation, cellular component: membrane. The transcript has 11 exons. Gene Ontology annotation, biological process: transmembrane transport. Bases 53 to 1726 code for a protein of 557 amino acids.